AUGUCGGACCCGAAAGCUUCCGGCACUGUCGCUGGGCCUUCCACUUCAACGGGAGGAGGGAAACGGAAGCGUGACUCGGAUCGAGAAACACCCACUGGAGGCCUUGAUAAUGAUUCAACGAGUACUAAAGGGGCUAAGAAUGGCAUGAAAGGAGGAAAAUCAAAGCCCCGCGGCAAGACUGCCCUCAACAAGACGGUCCCCUGCCUCAUUGACUGGCCAGAGUCGUUCAAGACACUGGAGCAAACACACCGGGCCCUCAACCUUGUCUUCACCUUUUGCUGUACUCGCAAGCACCUAGUUACGACUUUCGACACAAUCAAGUCGGCUGUCGAAGCUCACACAAAACAAAGUCUGUCGAUCGAGGAAGUUGCUUCUAUGGUAGCGCUCCGUCCAGAGUCCAUCAACUUCGCAUACGUGGACGAAGUCAUGUUGCAACUCGAAAUCAAGGGCAUUGAAAGAGACGAAGUAUUUCGGACCGGCAAGUCGGCAAGGUCACAGGCCCCAGCGUACGACGCUUCUGUGGGCGGGUUGACUGGCACGGAGAGCCUGGGCCAGCUUCGGAGUGGUGAGCCCGAGCACAGUGGACGCGAGGUUCUCUACUUCGAGUUCAUCGACGCGGACUUAAAGCGACAGGUUCCAGACAAAACCACAGGUGAACCGACGCCGCCAAAUCGGAAGCUGCGCGAGGAACAGUUGAGAAUGCCAGUUUUCAGCCAGAAGCAGAUGACGAAGAUGAUCGAGAAUCGCAACCAGAAAUUUUCAAACGCGAUCAACGUCUUUAUCAAUAAAUGUGUGGAAGACAAACUAGACCCAGAUAUGGUCCUCGCAGAACAGACCAAAGCACACGUCCCAAAGCCAACUGUUCAGGAAGAUGCCGGGACAGAGAAGCCACUGGAUUCUAUCCCGGAGAGCAUUCCCAAGGAGCGAAAGUUGAUACCAGAAAUUGUCCAGGAACUCAAAGACAGUCCUUGGUAUACUGGGCAGGUGGUGCCAGAUGGGCACCGAGUCUUUGAGCCGCAGGAAGCGGUAUGUGGUGAUUUGCAAUUCCUCCUGAGCCAGAAUUUGGUAAACGCCCUUUAUAAUGCAAAAGGUAUAACGGAGUUCUAUGCCCAUCAAUCCGAGGCUCUCAAUAGCCUCCACAAAGGUCAGAAUGUUGUUGUGUCAACUUCGACCAGCUCCGGAAAGAGUCUUAUCUACCAACUUCCCGUUCUAUACGCCCUAGAAAAAGACUACAAUUCAAGAGCAAUGUACAUCUUUCCGACAAAGGCACUGGCGCAGGACCAGAAGCGGAGUUUGAAAGAAAUGAUGAAGUAUAUGCCGGGACUUGAAGAAACCAUGGUUGAGACCUUUGACGGUGAUACUCCGAUGAGCGAACGCAACGCCAUUCGGGAUGAGGCUCGAAUCAUCUUUACAAAUCCCGACAUGCUUCAUGUUACAAUUCUUCCCCAGGAAGAGCGAUGGAGAUCGUAUCUAAAGAACCUCAAAUAUGUCGUCGUCGACGAGCUGCACUACUACAACGGCCAACUGGGAUCCCAUGUUGCAUUCAUCAUGCGAAGACUACGACGAGUAUGUGCUGCCGUGGGAAAUCGGCGAAUCAGGUUUAUCUCAUGCUCUGCCACGGUAGCCAAUCCCAAGGAGCACUUUCAGACCAUCUUCGGUCUCGAAAAUGUGCGAUUAAUUGACUAUGAUGGGUCGCCAUCUGGACGCAAGGAGUUUUUGUGUUGGAACACUCCGUACAAGGACCCUGGCGACCCUGCCUCUGGUCGUGGUAGUGCCAAGUUCGAGUGCGCCCGUCUCUUCUGCGCUCUGAUGCUCAGGGGAGUACGGAUCAUUGCGUUUUGCAGAGUUCGGGCUCAGUGUGAAAUUCUUGUUAGCGCGAUAAAGUCAGAAUUGGAAGCCAUGGGUAGGUCUGAGUGUAUCAACAGGGUGAUGGGCUACCGAGGUGGUUACACAGCACAGGAUCGCCGGAUGAUCGAGACCGAGAUGUUCGAGGGUAAACUUUUGGGGAUUGUGGCCACCACGGCCCUUGAACUUGGUAUUGACAUAGGAUCACUGGAUUGUGUCAUGACUUGGGGAUUCCCGUACACCAUCGCCAACCUGCGUCAACAAAGUGGUCGUGCCGGCCGCCGCAAUAAGGAUUCGCUGUCAAUAUUGGUUGGAGAUUGCUUUCCCACCGACCAGCACUACAUGCAAAACCCGGAUGAACUCUUCACGAAACCCAACAGCGAGUUGCAGGUGGAUCUCGAGAACAUGCUUGUGCGUGAAGGACACAUUCAGUGUGCGGCAUACGAGAUGCCGAUCCGACCCAUGGGAGAUCGGCAGUACUUUGGACAGGACUUGCCAAAGAUUUGCGACGAGCGGUUGACGAAAGACGAGAUGGGGUUCUACCACUGCCACGAUCGGUUCCGGCCAAUGCCAGCAAAGUACGUCGCGAUUCGAGACACCGAGGACGAGCAUUUUGCGAUUGUGGACAUUACGAAUGGGAGAAACGUUGUGUUAGAAGAGCUAGAGGCCUCCAGAGCAACGUUUACCAUAUACGACGGAGCAAUUUUCCUGCACCAAGGCAACCCAUACCUUGUCCGGGACUUCCUGCCGGACAAGAGAAUGGCCAAGGUAGAACGGGUCAAGGUGGACUGGACCACGGUGCAACGAGACUUUACAGACAUCGACCCUACGGAGACGGAAGCCAUUCGAUCGAUUACUGGGUCGCUGUCCCAUGCAUACUACGGCACGAUCAAGAUCCAACAGAAUGUGUUUGGGUUCUUCAAAGUGGACAAGAAGGGACGAGUCUUGGAUGCGGUGCAGGUGGACAACCCGCCAGUGAUCCGGUUUAGCAAGGGUAUGUGGUUGGACGUGCCGAAGAAGGCAAUCGAUAUCCUUCAGGACCGGCGGUUGCACGUGGCGGCAGGGAUACACGCGGCGGAGCAUGCGAUCAUGAGCCUGCUGCCGACUUUUGUCAUUAGUAUGCCGGGCGAUGUACGAACGGAAUGUAAGACGGCAGCGAAGGAGUUUGCCAAGCAGGAAACGAAGAGAAAGCGGCCAGCACGGCUGACGUUUUACGACGCCAAAGGCGGUGCGGGGGGGUCUGGGAUCAGCACCAAGGCGUUUGACCACAUCGACCAGCUGCUGAGGGACGCGCUGCAGCGAGUGGAGGGCUGCCACUGCGAGCGGGGAUGCGUGGAGUGCGUGGCGUCGGAGCUGUGCAAGGAGUCGAACGAGGUGAUGAGCAAGGCGGGUAGCCAAGUGGUGCUCAAGUGCCUGCUGAAUAUGGACAUUGACGUGGAGGCGCUGCCGAUAGGACCGGAGAUGUUUACUCCCGUGGGGAUCGAGACGGUAGUGGUUGCGCAGCCAGUGCCGUACAGGUCGAAGGAGGGGGUUCGAGACACGGAGGUGCAGCGGGGGCAACGGCACAGAGACGAUGGUGACGCCGAGAAGUUUGCGGAUCCUGGGGAGUCUGGGGUGGGCAGAGGCGGUGGCUUCGAGCAAUGGCUCGGAGACUCUAUAUGA
Molecule: messenger RNA, 3507 nt
Organism: Ilyonectria robusta
Lineage: Eukaryota; Fungi; Ascomycota; Sordariomycetes; Hypocreales; Nectriaceae
Exons: 2
Coding region: 1-3507 (1168 amino acids)
Molecular function (GO): nucleic acid binding; ATP binding
Source: RefSeq, a predicted model, not a curated record